This is a messenger RNA of Aspergillus lentulus, 1368 nucleotides long. The record is from RefSeq and is a predicted model, not a curated record. NCBI's taxonomy places the organism in Eukaryota, Fungi, Ascomycota, Eurotiomycetes, Eurotiales, Aspergillaceae.
AUGUCAAGAACACAGAAUGAGCCCCGCACAUCAGAUAUUGUCAUUGUGGGCGGCGGAGUAGCCGGAUGCGCCACUGCUGUGGCAUUUGGCAAACAGGGACAGACGGUGGUGCUGUUAGAAAAGAGUCUGGCACAGCCUGAGCGCGUGGUAGGCGAACUGCUGCAACCCGGGGGAGUUCGCGCCUUGCAUUCCCUGGGCAUAGGAGACUGUCUGAGAAAUAUUGACGCGGUGCCAUGCCAUGGCUAUCGAGUAUCAUAUUUCAAGGAAUCUGUCAAUAUCCCGUAUCCCGACGACCCUGAUGCACCAGGGGAGCGCCCGGAAGGCUGCUCAUUCCAACACGGUCGCUUUAUUCAAAACCUCCGUCACGCUGCAGCAAAUGCACCAAACGUGACUGUAGUGGAGGCUAAAGCCACGGACCUCCUCCGUGAUGAAGAUACGGGCAAGGUCAUCGGUGUGCUAGCUUGCAGUGCUGGGGAUAGUAAGAAGACUACAAAGUACUACGGUAGCCUGACAAUCAUCUGUGAUGGUUAUGCGUCCACCUUCCGCAAGGGAUACGUUCCCAACAAGCCCUCAAGCCAAUCGAAAUUCUGGGCUCUGGAAAUGAUUGAUGCCAAGCUCCCGGAGCCUUAUUACGGACAUGUGUUUCUCUCCGAUGCCCCUCCCAUCCUCGUCUAUCAGAUCAGUCCUCGCCAAACGCGAAUCUUCAUGGACGUUCCCACCGGCUUACCCAGCGCUAGUCCCGCUGCCGGUGGCAUCAAAGCCCACAUGCUUGAUGGGCAAGUUCCGAAGCAUGCCCAAUUCGUUUCUGCCCCGUCGGAACAAAAGGUUCCCGGCCUGCUAUUCCUCGGCGAUGCGUUGAACAUGAGGCAUCCGCUGACCGGCGGCGGCAUGACUGUUGCUUUCAACGACGUGCUCUUGAUCUCCAAGCUGCUUGCUCCGGGAAAUGUCCCUUCACUGGAUGAUUCCCGCGCAGUGCUCCAGCGGAUAGGUCGCUUCCACUGGGCGCGCAAGCGCAGUUCCUCGCUCAUCAACAUCCUUGCAAUGGCACUGUAUGCGCUGUUUGCAGCAGAGGACACCACGAUGGCUGCAUUGAAAACUGGGUGUUUUCGAUACUUCCAGAUUGGGGGUCGGUACAAGGAAGAGCCCUGCGGCAUGCUAGCGGGUCUGAUAGGCUCGCCGUGGGUCCUGGUUUAUCAUUUCUUUGCUGUCGCUUUCUAUUUCUUUGCUGUCGCUUUCUAUUCGGUCUGGCUUGUCCUGGCUGAGGCUCCUAUCUGGAAGAUACCGUACGAAGUCGUCGGGGCGACGUUGAUCAUCUGGAAGGCCUGCUGUGUCAUUGGGCCUUACUUAAUAUGUGAGCUCAUGCCCUGA